Messenger RNA from Folsomia candida, 7154 nucleotides. Its product is annotated as ribosomal protein S6 kinase alpha-5. Gene Ontology annotation, biological process: protein phosphorylation; regulation of DNA-templated transcription. The transcript has 24 exons. Bases 1467 to 4742 code for a protein of 1091 amino acids. The record is from RefSeq and is a predicted model, not a curated record. Lineage: Eukaryota; Metazoa; Arthropoda; Collembola; Entomobryomorpha; Isotomidae. Gene Ontology annotation, molecular function: protein serine/threonine kinase activity; ATP binding.
GAGCGCUAACCAAAUCUGUAGCGUAUAAAGUUUAGUGGUGGAUUUAGGUAGUUAAGUUUCUGAAUAAUAUUAUUCGCUUGGUGCUAAUAUUGCUAAUGCGAGCUACAAAUUGCAUCGCCCGUCUCCGUGUGUGCUGGGAGAUGGGAGGAGGACUCGUAUAAAUAGACAACAACUGAACAUACAGUGAAUCUCAAGGUGCUUCCCCGAGCCAAGAUCAGAAAACGCCUAUACCAUACAAAACACAAUACUGCAUACUAUGUAGACCACCAGUUGUACUCUAAACUUAUGCAAUACGUAAUCACAUUGUUUGUGCGAAUGUGCGAAUCAUACAUUAAUUGUGCGCUGGGCAUUCUACAUUGACACACGGUCGUGCAUUUUCAUUUGGUCGCAUUUUUGUGCCAGUCUGUCAGACCUUUAUGAUUUGAAAUGCUUUUCAUACAACUGAAAACCGAGUAUCAUAUAACGUGACAGUUUACAUGUAAAUAGUAACUAAAUAUACAGACCAAGAAAAGAACCUGAGCAACUGAGUCUUAUCUACGUAUAUCAACCAAAGUGUCUCUCGAUCCAUUUAAUUGGACAAACUGUAGUACUAAAUAAAUAUCAUCACCAAUUAAUUGCCUUAAUAAUUAUUAUACACAAAAGACAAUAUUUGAAGUCAACUAUCCACCCCAAAAUACCUGACAGACAUUCGCAUUCACAUUUUUACCUUUUCGAUGUCAACAUGUAGAAAAAUAAUUUUUAAAACCUGGACGUAAUUCUUUGUCCACGCUUUUGCAGAAAUACAUAGAACGAGUUGUAAAGACUACUAUGUAAAGCACCCCAAAAUCAAGCCCGAGUGCCAUACCUAUCAAAUUCGUAUCAAGAGCAACCGUUGACCACAGUCAACAAUUAAAUGCUGUUACACUUCAGCUGGAUUGAAUUGUAAAAUGCUAGUAUGUAUGCAUAGUACGUAUAUAGUGUUAAAUAAUGCUACGAAUGUAAAGAGCCAAUAAAACUAUGUAAUAACCAAUACUAAUCAAUUAGAAGUCAGGAUUCUAGUUAAUAAUUUUAAAUGACAUUUAAUAUUCAGAGAAAUAUUCAAACCAAUAUUUAGUCCUUGUAAUUACAUGGGUUAUUGCAUGACCCUGAGCUUUAAGGCGAUUUUUUUUUCAUUUAUUCGUAGAACGUAACAUGUCAAUUUGCGUACAAAACUAAAUAGCGCACAUGCCACAACUGUGAAGUCGGUGUCAUUUGAGCAAUUUAAAAGUUAGUAUUGAGACAUUACUUUACUAAAGUAUGUAAAUUUAUUGAAUAGGCAAUUAAAGUUUUAAAAUGUAAACACGAUAAAUUAAAAGCCUUUUUAAUAUUGCACGUGUCUUGUGCAAUAUAUUUACUACACUUCAAUUAUCGUAAUAAUAUUGUUUCAAUUCAAUACCACACUGAUUAAAAUAGCUGAAUUAGAGUACCAAUUAUAAAUCUUCAAUACAAUGGAUAAAUCGAAAGUCAAUAAAAACAUGUGCUCCAGCUCUUCCUACAGCACGAGAGGAACAACCGUCAAUAAAAACAAAAGUACGAUAUCCUUGAAAAUGACCCCAGAAACGCCCUCAAUUAGCGGAACGGUCUCCAGGAAUCAAAUGUUGCCACCUAUGACCAGAUCGACUGCGACGCCACGCUUUGAUGAGGACCCUUCAACCAGCAACAACACUUCUACCUCCGAGUUUGUCUCCUUCGAGCUUACAAAUUUGAACCUGACUGGGAACAAGGGUCGAGUGGACAUGUCCAAUUUCGAGCUGCUCAAAGUGUUAGGAACUGGAGCAUAUGGAAAAGUCUUUCUAGUCCGAAAAGUGGGGGGUUUUGACCAUGCAAAGCUCUAUGCAAUGAAGGUGCUCAAAAAGGCAGCAAUCGUUCAAAAAAAGAAGACAACGGAACACACAAAGACAGAGCGACAAGUUCUAGAAGCUGUACGCGAAUCUCCAUUCCUCGUCACGUUGCACUAUGCCUUUCAAACUGACGCCAAACUACAUCUCAUUCUAGAUUACGUUAGUGGAGGUGAGCUGUUUACACAUUUGUACCAAAGGGAGAGAUUCACUGUGGACCAAGUGCGAAUUUAUAUUGGAGAAAUUGUCCUCGCGUUGGAACACUUGCACAAGCUCGGAAUCAUCUAUCGAGACAUCAAAUUGGAGAAUAUUCUGCUCGAUGCUGAUGGACAUAUCGUGCUGACUGAUUUUGGCCUAAGUAAAGAAUUCCUUCCGCAUGAAAAGGAACACCGGACCUACUCGUUUUGUGGAACAAUUGAGUACAUGAGUCCAGAGAUCGUGAAAGGUGGAAACAUUGGUCAUGAUUUUGCUGUGGACUGGUGGAGUGUGGGUGUCCUAACGUACGAACUGCUCACUGGUGCCUCUCCUUUCACUGUUGAAGGCGAAAAAAAUACGCAACAAGAAAUCUCAAGACGCAUCUUAAAAAUUGAGCCUCCCAUUCCAGACGAUUUGUCGCCACCUGUGAAGGAUUUUAUUUGUAAGAUGUUAAUCAAAGAGCCACGACAAAGAUUGGGCGGUGGACCCACUGAUGCGACAGAAGUCAAAUCACACGCAUUUUUUAAGGGAAUCAACUGGGUUGACAUGGCAGACAAGAAGAUCAAGGCCCCAUUCGUACCCAAAAUUCAAAAUGAGCUAGAUACCUCCAACUUUGCGGAAGAAUUUACCAAAAUGGUCCCAACGGACUCGCCUGCAAUUGCAGUUCCUCCAAACUUUGAUAAAAUAUUUAAGGGUUACUCUUAUAUUGCUCCGUCCAUUCUAUUUUGUGAUAAGAACAACGUUAUUAAAGAUGAAAUAUUAAGACAAUCGCAAGAAAUGAACUACAAUUUUCCAAUCGCUAACUCUCCAUUCUUUGAUUUGUAUGAGAUUGACCUGAAAAGUGGUAUUUUGGGAGAUGGGAGCUUCUCCAUUUGCCGUAGAUGCGUCAAGAAGAGCACUGGGAAGGAGUAUGCAGUAAAAAUUGUGAGUCGUAAGGUGGAUUCGUCAAAUGAGGUUGCUCUUCUCAGGCUGUGUCAAGGUCAUGAAAACAUUGUAAAACUUCACAACGUCUAUCAUGAUGAGGCGCACGCCUACAUUGUCCUUGAGCUUUUGAAAGGAGGCGAGCUAUUGGACCGAAUUCGUCAAAAAGAACGGUUCACAGAAGAUGAAGCAAGUCAAAUAAUGCGAAAGUUAGUGCAUGCUGUGCAUUUUAUGCAUUCCAAAGGAAUCGUUCACCGGGAUUUGAAGCCAGAGAAUCUCCUUUUCGUUGACGAUAGUGAAGAUUCGGAAAUCAAAAUAGUAGAUUUUGGAUUUGCAAGAUUUAAACCCACGGAGAAAGAAACGAUGAAAACUCCUUGUUUUACAUUGCACUAUGCAGCUCCUGAAGUACUUCGACAAGCAAUGAAUCAAAACGAUGAGGGUUAUGGUUCUAGUUGUGACAUUUGGUCGCUGGGUGUGAUUCUGUACACGAUGUUGUCGGGAAGAGCUCCAUUUCAAGCACGAAGCAGAGAGGAUUCUGCAGCAGCUAUCAUGGCUCGCAUCAAAGGAGGUCAAUUUGACUUUAAUGGCACAGAAUGGCAACAUGUAUCUCCACAAGCAAAGAAUGUGACAAAAGGGAUGCUCACUGUUGAACCUACAAAACGACUGAGAAUGGAAGACUUACUUGAAAACUUGUGGUUGGAGGGAGGCAUGGGUGGCUUGUUGGCUACUCCCAGUAUUUUGAUUAGAAGCCACCGUGGUGCUGAGACUGCAGUCGGGAAAACGUUCAACGCCUUUCAUAUGGCUCAAAAAGAAGGCUUUCGUCUACAGGACAUUGCAUCCUCAAAGUCACAAUUGGCUCAAAGACGGAAAAUUAAAAAGUCAACAGACGGACGAUCGUCAUCAUCCAGCAAUUUCUCAUCUGCAUCGUCCUUGUCAGGCGGCUCGUGUGGGGUUAGUAAAGGUUCCGAUUCCAAUGCAUCAUCCACUUUAUCAAAGAGGAGUUCCAAUGAGCAAGAAGGUCCAAACUUUUUCACAUUUGGCGAAGCCCGUGUUCAAGAAUAUAUUUCUUCAUUGCCCGAGCGCAAUAGCAAUAGCUUUAGUUCUAAUUUCCAUUCUUCCACGUCGUUUUCUGGGAGCAGCGUCUCUUCCAUUUCCAACGCAAGUUCUGCCCGUGCUGUUCAUUCCAGAGGCAAGCAUCCAGGACCACCUCCCUUGACGCCUGUCUCCACCUUCUCAUUUCCUCAAAACUCGACUGACUCUACCAAGAAAGUGCGAACUACUCCGCCCACCUUGGUGGCUAUUCAUCCGUCGGUGCCCGCUACUCAGACUGUACCUGUUGAGGUCAAACUUCCCGUAACUCAAACCCUUGUCACUCAAACAAAGAUACCAACGACUGGACCCUCAUUUCCGCCCACCUUCAAAUUUGAGCCGAUAAUGACGAGAGCCAGAAAACGGAGAAUAGACCAAGGGGGAAGGAAAGGAGACUUAAAAAGUGCCUACGUCAAGGAAAAUCCUGCGACUCAAGACGACAAGUUGUUCAACUGCCCAAUUGGUGGAGACGUCCUGAAACCUGUGGAUCUGGCUCUUCCUUCUCGUGUACGUCAACAACAGCAAGAUUUAUUACCCGAGCCAGUCGCUGAAUCAAUUGGCGUUGAAUUCCAUCGUCGCCAUCACCACCCAGAACUCGCAAUAUCGCCCACUUGUAAUUCCUCGUCUGUUCAUGAAGGGCCAACUCAAAAGUAUAAACGCAAGCGUAUGAAGAAUCUGUGAUACAUGUGGAAUCUAAAAGGUUCACAAUUUAUCCUAGAUCCCAAAAUCAAGGUUGCGUUAAAUCAAAAUGUUGCAUUAUUGCUACUGAUUACCUCGUAACUGUAUCCGUGUCUUAUUCAUACAUACGCGUAUAUAAAUAACUUUAAACGAAUCUAAUCCACGAGCAUUCUCGUCCCCUCCAAUAAUUUGUCAAUGCGACAAAAUAAGUAAGUUACAGUUUAUGCAAGACCAAGUAUUCUCAACUGAUAAUUAGUUGCAUACAAAGUUGUUCUAUUUAAACAUCAGACUAAGUUAUGCAUGUAUUCACUUGGUAUUCAGUGAGUAUUGAGCUCAUCAGGAACGAAUCUGCGAAUAUCGUGUUUACAUUGAUCAAUCAGCUUAACCCACUGAUUUAUCAGUAAAUCAAUUAUUCUGCAAAUGAACAGACUAAACUAAAGUCUUAAUCGUAUAAGUAAAUAAUUUUUGAAAUCGAUAGAUAUAUUUUAUCACAACUCGGAAAUAUUGACGAAUAUAUAUGUUUGUUUUAUAUUAAGAGAUUUAUAGUAAUAAUCAUUAAUGAAUAGAUAUUUUAUUAUUUAUCUAGACACAUACAUAUAGAUAUGCAUCUCGAUAUGCACUUGGUGAUUUUAACUGUCAAAUUAUGAAUCUGUGCCCACUUAAUCAUGUGAGUAUUAUUAUGACGAAAUAUUUAGCAGUUGUACCUUAUACAUUUUUAUGUGGAUCAAUGUCAAAUGGGAAUCAUGUACUGAACAGAAUUUGAUUCCUCGAAAUUCUUCUUCUAGAUAUGAGCACAAGUGUAACGUACGAAUGUGAUUGAAAUUAUGUUCUAGUGAAAGACUGGAGCUGAAUUUUGACAAUUGAGCUACAUUUUUCAAAUCUAAAUCUUACAUAUUAUGUAUACAGACUAUUCCAAAAUCAGAGUUGCACUUACCCACUCCAAAAAAUUGGCAAACUUCAUGAAACGAUGUGCUUUUUAAAAGACUUGAAUUGUUCAGUCUUUACACACUUGUGAUUGCCGAAUCAAAAAUACAGCAAAUCUAUACAAAGUCAUUCUUAAGUCUGUUGUUUUUUCUACACAAAAUUAAUUCGUAACUAAUUAAGAUGUUUGAAUAUUAUAAGAAUAUUUGGUGUGGUUGUUCAAGACUGAUAUUUUUUAUAAUAAUCCAUGAUGCAGGACCACAUUCAAUGAUUGUUUGGCAACUAAAUGUUGAAUUCAUGCAUACAACUUUUGUUUAGAUUAAGCAGGUUUUUAUUGUAUUUUCAUCGUUUAUUGAUUUUUAUUAUUAUGUUACCAGUCCUCAGUCAAACACAAUUUUUUUUCUAUUUUAUCUGUGUCCGAAAUAUUUUAAAUGAUUUAAUUAGUUAGCAGAAUUAUAGAGUAUUUGCUUUGAGAUAUUUUUUAUCGGUGCAAUUUCAAAGUCAAUGAAAAACAGGAAAAAUGUUGAUGAUUCAUUGAAGCCAUUGGCUGUGUUACUAUUAACUAAAAUUGUGCAAGCACAAACACUUGUGUACGAGUAACAAGAAAACAAAAUGAGACAAAGAUUUUUAUUUAUUUAAAUGGUGCUAUUUGCUAUCGAAUGCAAUAUCGAAAUCGAAAAAAUUGUAAUUUUUUUAACGCCCGUAACCCCGCAUAUUGAAAAUUUAGGUGCACUAUUGCAACUUAUUAUUUAGUAACUGGUGACAUGGUGGUAGUUUGGAAUGUAUGCAGUGCAUGGUAAAUGAGGCAGAUAAUGCCACUGCCACCAGUAAGUUUGAGUCAGCAUUGGAAGAAGAUACCAAAAUCAAGGCUCUGAAAUUGAAUCACAAAGCCAACAAGUCAACGAAAAUUGAAUCACUCAUUCACAUUAAUUGUUUUGUACUUCGAAUAGUGCUAUGAGGUCAUAUGCAGUACAGGAUUACAGAGUAAUUGAAUUCAUCAAAGGCGAAUUUUGUUCCCUUUGUUCACUAAUAUACCUCGAUCUCCUUACUCUUACAUACUACUACUACGUAUCCAUGUACCUGUUUCCCAUUGGAAGUGCUGGACUUGAAGAAUUAUUAGUAAAGUUUAUUAGCAAAUUUGAAAUUCAAAAGAUAUAAUUCCAUUGUUUGAGUUGAAAGUUGAUGUAUUGUUCAAAGUAUGGUUUUGAUUUGUAUGGUCAAGGAUCGUGUUCUAUUAUUGCUAAAAUACUUAUAAAUAUAGUGAGAUAAUUGCCCAGUGUAAUUAGUUUUUGUCGUCUAUUUAAAGUAUAAGCCUUGAUGAACAUGACUUGGACUCAUUCUUAGAGAACGAAAUGAUUUAAUGUUUUGUAUCUCCUUCUUCACCUUUUAUCCAACUUUGUAAGAGUACUUUGUGAAAGAAUAUGAAUUGAAUAGCCAUUACAUGUCAUGAAAGUAAUGUUGCGGAAGAUUUUAAUAAAUGGAACUUAAAAAUUA